This is a messenger RNA of Carlito syrichta (Philippine tarsier), 3893 nucleotides long. It is a transcript of the gene DGKD, whose product is annotated as diacylglycerol kinase delta. Gene Ontology annotation, molecular function: protein homodimerization activity; ATP-dependent diacylglycerol kinase activity; protein heterodimerization activity. Gene Ontology annotation, biological process: lipid phosphorylation; intracellular signal transduction; diacylglycerol metabolic process. The transcript has 29 exons. The coding region runs from base 76 to 3588 and encodes 1170 amino acids. The record is from RefSeq and is a predicted model, not a curated record. Lineage: Eukaryota; Metazoa; Chordata; Mammalia; Primates; Tarsiidae.
ACACAAAUGUGCAUCAGCCACAACAGGGUGUGCUUCAGUUGGAGGAGCAAAAGGGCACCUUAAAAACACAAGUUCAUGAAUAUGUUUCUGUACUUUCAGACCAUCAUCAAAGAGGGGAUGCUGACCAAACAGAACAAUUCAUUCCAGCGAUCGAAAAGAAGAUACUUUAAGCUUCGAGGGCGAACGCUGUACUAUGCCAAAACGGCUAAGUCAAUCAUAUUUGAUGAGGUGGAUCUGACAGAUGCCAGUGUGGCCGAAUCCAGCACCAAAAACGUCAACAACAGUUUUACGGUCAUCACCCCCUGUAGGAAGCUCAUCUUGUGUGCUGAUAACAGAAAAGAAAUGGAAGAUUGGAUUGCAGCACUAAAGACUGUCCAGAACAGGGAACAUUUCGAGCCCACCCAGUAUAGCAUGGACCAUUUCUCAGGGAUGCACAACUGGUACGCCUGUUCCCACGCCCGGCCAACCUAUUGCAACGUGUGCCGUGAGGCCCUGUCUGGGGUCACAUCCCACGGGCUGUCCUGCGAAGUAUGCAAAUUCAAAGCCCACAAGCGAUGUGCUGUGCGUGCGACCAAUAACUGCAAGUGGACCACGCUGGCCUCGAUUGGGAAGGACAUCAUCGAGGAUGCAGAUGGGAUUGCCAUGCCCCACCAGUGGCUAGAAGGAAACCUGCCCGUGAGUGCCAAGUGCACGGUGUGUGACAAGACCUGUGGCAGUGUGCUGCGCCUGCAGGACUGGCGCUGCCUCUGGUGCAAGGCCAUGGUUCACACGUCAUGUAAAGAAUCCUUGCUGACCAAGUGCCCACUUGGCCUGUGCAAAGUGUCAGUCAUCCCACCAACGGCCCUCAAUAGCAUCGACUCAGAUGGGUUCUGGAAGGCCAGCUGUCCUCCAUCUUGCACAAGCCCAUUGUUGGUCUUCGUCAAUUCAAAAAGUGGGGACAAUCAGGGUGUGAAGUUCCUCAGAAGGUUCAAACAGCUGCUGAACCCCGCCCAGGUCUUCGACCUCAUGAACGGAGGACCACACCUCGGCUUACGGUUAUUCCAGAAGUUUGACACCUUCCGGAUUCUGGUUUGUGGUGGGGAUGGCAGUGUUGGCUGGGUACUCUCUGAAAUCGACAGCCUCAAUCUUCACAAACAGUGUCAGCUGGGCGUGCUGCCUUUGGGAACGGGGAAUGACCUGGCCCGCGUGCUAGGCUGGGGCUCGGCCUGCGACGAUGACACCCAGCUCCCCCAGAUCUUGGAAAAGCUGGAAAGAGCCAGCACCAAGAUGUUGGACAGGUGGAGCGUCAUGGUGUAUGAGACCAAGCUGCCCCGGCAAGCCUCCUCCUCUACCGUCACCGAAGACUUCAGUGAGGAUUCUGAGGUACAGCAGAUUCUCUUCUAUGAAGACUCGGUUGCAGCCCAUCUUUCUAAAAUCCUGACCUCAGACCAGCACUCAGUGGUGAUCUCAUCGGCCAAAGUGCUCUGUGAGACUGUGAAGGACUUUGUGGCCCGGGUGGGGAAGGCCUACGAGAAGGCGACCGAGAGCUCGGAGGAGUCAGAGGUCAUGGCCAAGAAGUGCUCUGUCCUGAAAGAGAAGCUGGACUCUCUUCUCAAGACCCUGGACGACGAGUCCCAGGCCUCAUCCUCUCUACCCAACCCUCCCCCCACCAUUGCUGAGGAGGCUGAAGACGGAGAUGGGUCAGGCAGCAUCUGCAGCUCUGCUGGGGACCGCCCAGUGGCAUCGGCCUGCCCAGCCCGGCCACAGAUAUUCCGGCCUCGGGAACAACUCAUGUUAAGGGCCAACAGCCUGAAGAAAGCAAUUCGUCAGAUCAUAGAACACACAGAAAAAGCUGUUGAUGAGCAGAAUGCCCAGACCCAGGAGCAGGAGGGCUUCAUUCUGGGUCUGUCUGAGUCGGAGGAGAAGACGGACAAUAGGAUGUGCCCACCACUGUCCCACAGCGAGAGCUGUGUGGUCAACAAGGGGAGGAACCAGCGCAAAGUAUCUAAAUCUCCAUGUGAAAAGCUGAUCAGCAAAGGAGGCUUGUCCCUGGGCAGUUCUGCCUCUCUUCCUCCUCAGUCAGGCAGCCGAGAUGGCCUGCCCGCACUGAACACCAAGAUCCUGUACCCAAGUGUCCGGGCUGGGAUGUCUGGGUCCUUGCCAGGUGGCUCAGUCAUCAGUCGCUUGUUAAUUAAUGCAGAUCCCUUCAACUCCGAACCGGAAAACCUAGAGUGUUAUACGGAGAAAUGUGUUAUGAAUAACUAUUUUGGCAUUGGCCUGGAUGCAAAGAUAUCCCUGGACUUUAACAACAAGCGUGAUGAGCAUCCAGAGAAAUGCAGGAGCCGAACUAAGAACAUGAUGUGGUAUGGAGUCCUUGGCACCAAAGAGUUGCUGCACAGAACUUACAAGAACCUGGAGCAAAAGGUCUUGCUGGAGUGUGACGGGCGACCCAUCCCGCUGCCCAGUCUUCAGGGAAUUGCUGUCCUCAACAUUCCUAGCUAUGCUGGAGGGACCAACUUCUGGGGGGGCACCAAGGAAGAUGAUACUUUCACCGCUCCGUCCUUCGAUGACAAGAUUUUAGAAGUGGUUGCCGUGUUUGGUAGCAUGCAGAUGGCGGUUUCUCGAGUAAUUAAGCUGCAGCAUCACAGAAUCGCCCAGUGUCGCACGGUGAAGAUUUCCAUCCUCGGGGAGGAGGGCGUACCUGUGCAGGUGGAUGGAGAGGCUUGGAUUCAGCCCCCAGGAUACAUUCGGAUUGUCCACAAGAACCGGGCACAGACACUGACCAGAGACAGGGCAUUUGAGAACACCCUGAAGUCCUGGGAAGAUAAGCAGAAGUGCGAGCUGCCCCGCCCGCCAUCCUGCUCCCUGCACCCCGAGAUGCUGUCCGAGGAGGAGGCCACCCAGAUGGACCAGUUUGGGCAGGCAGCAGGGGUCCUCAUUCACAGUAUCCGGGAAAUCGCUCAGUCCCACCGAGACAUGGAGCAGGAGCUUGCCCACGCUGUCAAUGCCAGCUCCAAGUCCAUGGACCGUGUGUAUGGCAAGCCCAGGACCAUGGAGGGGCUGAACUGCAGCUUUGUCCUGGAAAUGGUGAACAACUUCAGAGCCUUGCGGAGUGAGACGGAGCUACUGCUGGCUGGGAGGAUGGCCCUGCAGCUGGACCCCCCUCAGAAGGAGCGGCUCGGGAGCGCUCUUGCCGAGAUGGACCGACAGCUCAGGCGGCUGGCGGACACGCCCUGGCUCUGCCAGUUCCUGGAGCCUGGCGACGAAGAGAACAUGAUGUUGGAUCUUUCUAAACGCAGCCGCAGUGGCAAAUUCCGCCUUGUGACCAAGUUUAAAAAGGAGAAAAACAACAAGAACAAAGAAGCUCACAGCAGUCUGGGCGCCCCGGUUCACCUCUGGGGGACAGAGGAGGUUGCUGCCUGGCUGGAGCACCUCAGUCUCUGUGAGUAUAAGGACAUCUUCACACGGCACGACAUCCGGGGCUCUGAGCUCCUGCACCUGGAGCGGAGGGACCUCAAGGACCUGGGCGUGACCAAAGUGGGCCACAUGAAGAGGAUCCUGUGUGGCAUCAAGGAGCUGAGCCGCAGCACACCUGCCGCCGAGGCCUAGCCUCCGCCUUCUCGGCCUGCGUCCUCCGCGCCUCCCGCGACUGAGGCCCGGGGACGCUGCCACUGGCCGUCCCCUUCUCAUGGUGCUACUCCCUCUGUCAGCUACAGGAGGCCUCUGACACCCGUUCAUCACAGCUCUGGGGUCUCGAACAUACCAACACAGCUACCUUAGAAACAACACCGUCUCCAGCUCGGAGCCACUGGGGCCAACGCGUCACACACUCUCAGCUCACGCUGGCUGUGUUGUGGGCCACGGGGCGCUGGCACUGGCAGUCUGGCCUCUGGGGCGCUGGUGCCGCUGUAGAA